Messenger RNA from Verticillium nonalfalfae, 2106 nucleotides. RefSeq lists its product as uncharacterized. Bases 1 to 2106 code for a protein of 701 amino acids. Lineage: Eukaryota; Fungi; Ascomycota; Sordariomycetes; Glomerellales; Plectosphaerellaceae. Gene Ontology annotation, molecular function: ATP binding; aspartate-tRNA ligase activity. The transcript is spliced from 2 exons. Gene Ontology annotation, biological process: aspartyl-tRNA aminoacylation. Gene Ontology annotation, cellular component: mitochondrion; cytoplasm. The record is from RefSeq and is a predicted model, not a curated record.
AUGCUGCGCCAAUGUUGCUGCAGCUGCCGAACGCUGGCGUCGCGCGGGUCUGGGACGACGCUGAGAGCUCGACAGCUCUCCCGCCUGCAGCCAUGGUCCUCCAUGCCCACGACGCCAUCGCAAUCAAAUCGCCUCUACUCUUCGAAACAGCCAAAGCCGGCCGACAAGGAACAACUGGCGAGUCAAUUCAGGGAUCUCCUCUUCUUCCCAAAAAUGUCCCCACGAGAACGAUGGAAGCCUGGAGAGACGGCAGUCACGAUCCAUGGCUUCAUUGGCAAGAUUCGAAAGGUGUCCAAGGAGCUGGCAUUUGCCAACAUUGAGCUCAACAACGGCGAGUUCCAGGGCCAGAUCUGCGCCAAAGGAGUCGAAAAGGCCGACGCCCUCCGCAAAAUCCAGCCCUACAGCGCCGUGACGGUGACCGGCAACAUGACCGACGCAUCAUCACCGACCAAGUUCGACAUGGAAAUCGAGUCGAUCGGCCACCUGAACCCUUUCCCAAAGGACAUUAUUGUCUCAUCCGACGCCGUCUUCCCGGCCGAGGCUCGCCACCUGCAGCUGCGCUUCCACGCCAAGUUGAAGGAAUCGCUGCGCUUCCGUGCCUUUCUGAAGGCAUCCCUAGGACAGACCAUGAGCAAGCUGGGCUACAUGGAUGUGGAGACACCGACGCUCUUCAAGUCCACCUCCGAGGGCGCGCGCGAGUUUCUCGUCCCCACGCGCAGGGCGGGCCAUGCCUACGCGUUGCCCCAGAGCCCUCAGCAGUACAAGCAGGUGCUCAUGGCCGCGGGGCUGGGUGGCUACUAUCAGUUUGCGCGCUGCUACCGCGAUGAGGACCACAGGGCCGACAGGCAGCCCGAGUUUACGCAGAUGGAUCUGGAGAAAUCGUUUGCGACUGGCGAAACGAUUCAAGCUGAUGUUGAAGCGUUUAUGCAGACGACGUGGGACGCCAUGCGCGAGGAGUACAACCGCAAGGACGACGACACAUCCUUUAUCCCUCACAGAAAGAGUGCGCAAAGUUCGGAUGAGCCAUCUGGCGGAGAGCCUGUGUCCUACAAGGAUUACCCAGCCAUUGCAACACCGUUCCGGAGGAUGAAGUACCAGGAAUGCAUGGACUUAUACGGUUCGGACAAGCCCGACCUCCACAUCCCGAACCGCAUCGAACGGGUCGACGGCCAUCUGAGCCCCGGCUUCGUCAGCAUGAUCACUGAUCUCGAGAAACCCAUCGUUGAUGCUUGGGUGUUCCGGCCACAUGAGGAUGCGGACCGAAAGGAGGUCCAUGAGUUUAUGCAAAACUUUCUGCAGAACCUUCACAAGAGCCACUCGCAGAACCCGGAUGGCGCGCCCCAAGCCCUGAUGUACGACACAAGCAAGCCCCUCGAGGGCUUCUCUGCCCUGGGUCCCGACGGUCUCAAGACUCUGCAAGAUGCUGCCUCGCCCGAGUCUGGGCUGUCAACACUUGAGAAUGGUGACGUCGUCGUCUUCCAGGCGCGUCAGGACCGCCCUCACCAGGGCGGCUCGACCAAGCUCGGCGAGGUCCGCAUCGCCCUGUACCACGCCGCCAUCGAGGCUCAGCUCCUCGAGCGCGACGACAGCUUCCAGUUCCUCUGGGUGACCGAUUUCCCCAUGUUCACGCCCAACGAGGAGGUCGACGUCGGCCAGGGCGGCUCCUCGGGCUUCUCUGCCACCCACCACCCGUUCACGGCGCCUCUCACGGCCGGGGACCUCGAUCUCCUCUUCACAGACCCGCUGAGGGCCAAGGCCGACCACUACGACCUCGUCCUCAACGGCGUCGAGCUCGGCGGCGGCAGCAGGCGUAUCCACGUCGCCGCCAUGCAGGAGUUCAUCUUCCGCGACAUUCUGCAGAUGACGAAGCCCAAAAUGGCCGAGUUCUCGCACCUGCUGAAGGCGCUGCGGGCGGGCUGCCCACCGCACGCGGGCUUCGCGCUGGGCUUUGACCGGUUCGCGGCGGUGCUCAGUGGUUCGAGCUCGGUCAGAGAUGUGAUUGCGUUUCCCAAGAACAACAAGGGCGUCGACGAAUUUGCUGGUGGACCGGGGAAAAUUAGCGACGAGCAGCUGACGACAUAUCACCUGCAGUUGCGGAAGAAGUAG